GAGCCGGUCUUCGACUGUCGAAUGCCAACUUUGGAUCCCGACGGAUCUCCUCCGUAUUUUUACGCGACCGCGUGUGUGCGUGUGGGUCAGCGGUGUGCCGCGUCCGAAUAACUCGUUAUCUAAGGGAACCGUUACCGUUCGAAUGUUAAUCGCCGUGUUCGUUGAAAUACGCUCUAAAAUCUGUUUUUGUUUUUAGUUUCGAUUGAGAUUUUCAUCGCUCGUUCCGUGAUAAAUUAUUUUUGUUACCAAUAAGUCCGCGAUAACCGUUGUUGGUGCAACUACAGAAACAAUAUACUAGACCCGUCAGACGUCAACAUAACCAUGAGGAUUCUGCCGUUCGUUUUCCUCCUGCUCAUGGGAAUGACAUGGAGAUGUGUACAAUCAACAUGUGUUUUUGAAACAGAUUUUGGGCUGUCAAUCAAUUGUGGUCUAAAAAAAUCAGGAUUAUUUCGUGUGAGAAAUCUUGGAGGCCUUAAAGGAUACGUUGGACUUGGAAUACAAUUGGCCGACGAACUAGGAUUCAAGGAAUCGCUGUCGACUCUGGAACAAAAUAGUAAGCGUCGUUCAGUCAACGGGUUCCCAGUACCGGGAUCGUUCGAACCCUUGCAAGCCAUACCGCAAAAGAACAAUCACGCAAUGAACGCUGCAGCUGCCAACAUUGACAAUCAAGACAGAUCGGCUUACGCCAAGAUGAACGGCAAGACUUCCGGUGGCGUGGUCACGGUACCGCCUUUCCGGCCGCUGAUGGCCGCGGCCAACAGCAUGGUACGCAGUGUCAGACUGGCCGCCCAACAACAGCUGCAGCUGCAACAACAGCAACAACAACAACAACAACAGUUCCAGCAACAUCAACAGCAACAACAACAGCAGCAGUUGUUGAAGCCACUGCCCGUGCCAGCGUUCGCCGCGCUUCCCGAGUCCAUAGCCAAAGUCGCGGUGGAGGCGCCGCAACCUUCGCCAUUAGUCGGCGGACAACGACGACCGCCUACGGCUCCCGCGGCCGCGCCGACCGUCAGCCGACUGACCGUGCCGCAAAUGAUGCAACCGGUCGGUUUCGUGCCGGCGCAACGUCAGACGAUACCGUCGCCGGCGUUCGCGUCUCCGUCCCAGCAACAGCAGCAACACCAACUGUUAUCGUCGGCGUUCGCGUCCCAACAACAGCCACAGCAGCAGCCGACCGCGAUCGUGCCGCAGCCGGCGGUCGUCGUGCCGCAGCAACAGCAGUCGGCGGUCAUCUUGCCGCAGCAACAGCAACUUUCGCCGGUGUACUAUCACAACGCCAUGCAGCAAGCGGCCAACAGACGUUUCAACGCGUUCGGCCAAAGUUCACAAAACUCGGUAGACGUACGACCGGUAAUCGUGGUUCCCGCAAUACCGGUAGCUGACAAUCAGAAGAAGCAAAUCGACAGUCAUUUACCUCUAUCAAACGAAGUAGAUCCGGGAUCGAUGAUGUCGUUGUUUAAUAUUGCAGCCGCCAACAACGUAAGUGUCGAACAGCUAGCCAUGGCUCUCCGACAUCGACAGCAGCAGACGUUUUACCCGAAGGCCAUCGACGACGUAACCACACCUACGCCGACCACAACUGUUACUGCGUUGCCUACUACAACUACCACGUUGCCACCACCAAUUACCUCAGCAUACAUUCCAGAUGAGCAACAGGCGGUCACCAAGAAAAUAGCUGUUAAACCGUACAAGUCAAAAUACAUGAGCAGCCACAAGGUUAUGAACGCACCCAAAGAAUACUAUCCCGUGGGAUACGACAAAAACUUCGAUGACAACUUUGUGUCCAAAGUAGACUUGCCUGACACGACCUUCAGUUGUGGUGAGCAGAAGCAUUUCCCCGGAUUGUACGGAGACGAGGAUUUGGGCUGCAUGGUGUUCCACGUGUGUGCAUUCACUGACGACGGCCUUACUCAAAAGAGCUUCUUGUGUCCUGAGUCAACACUAUUUGACCAGACUAUACUUAAGUGCAACUGGUGGUUUUAUGUUGAUUGCAAGUCAUCUAGGAAGUUGUAUGACAGCAAUAUUCCUAUAUCGAAGAGCUAUCAACUGAUGAAAGCACUAACAUUCUUCUCAUCGUACUCAGCUGGACCAACCAUGGACGCUUCUGUGGCCGCUGCAACCGCUGCUGUUUCACGAGAUUCGUCAGACGAGCCGAACAAGUCCGAUCUCACUACAGAUUCAUCAAAAUUCGAGUCCGUUUCAAGUUCGUCAAAUUCAAACACCACUACCUCUUCUGAUGUCCUCGACAAUGUUUCGUUUCGAAAAUGAAUAGAUAUUUUAUCCUAAUCACACCCUUCUUCACUCCCAUAAACAAAAAUAGAAGGCCAAUCUUUUUUUUUUUUUUCAGUGCGCGCGUUUGUUAUGUAAACAACGUUUUGCAAAUAUUUAAUAACUUUAUUAUUUUAUUUAUUAUUUUAUUUAUACACAACGUUUAUAUCGUUGUAACAAAUAGGUUUCAAUUAUUUUAGAUGUUAACUA
This is a messenger RNA of Melanaphis sacchari, 2481 nucleotides long. Its product is annotated as AF4/FMR2 family member 4-like. The coding region runs from base 322 to 2271 and encodes 649 amino acids. The transcript has 6 exons. Gene Ontology annotation, molecular function: chitin binding. Gene Ontology annotation, cellular component: extracellular region. NCBI's taxonomy places the organism in Eukaryota, Metazoa, Arthropoda, Insecta, Hemiptera, Aphididae. The record is from RefSeq and is a predicted model, not a curated record.